AUGGCUUUACUAAAAUGGUUUAAGAGAAGAAGCAAACUAGAACAAGGUUUGGUGUGUUGUGUUUUCGCGUUAGUUGUCGUUAUUAUUGUUUUGUUUUGUUGCUUCUUGACUUCUCAUGAUGGAGUGUGUACCAGUCCAGCAUGUCUUCGGGCAGCUGUCCAUAUCUUGGAUACGGUCGAUCCUGAGGCAAACCCAUGCGACGACUUUUACAACUUCACAUGCGGUAACUUCAUGAAAAAUUCCAUAGCCAAAGACGCUCCUACUGUUCUGCAUGCUUUAAAAAGCUUAUCGGAAAAUCAACUCAAGGAAAUUGUCACGGAAACAAGAAAUGAAACUGAUCUACCGAAAAGUUUGGUGUUUCAACGGAGCUUUUAUAGAGCUUGUUUGGACACGGAGAAAAUUGAGAGCGAUGAAGAUAGGACGUUUCUGAGGCUUUUAGAUGAAGCAAUUGGAGGCUGGCCAAUCAUUAAAAUGCACACCUGGAACGAACAAAAAUAUACUUGGCAAGGCGCUACAAUCCAAGCUAGGAAACUAGGUCUAUACAAUGGAUUUUUCAUCUCAAUUCAGAUCUACGAAAAUCACACAAAUGACGGAAGAAUGUUGUGGUUAAAACCACCAGAUGCAACGGAAAUCAGUUCAUUUAAUCUAAAUGAUAGUGUCAUUGACCAUAUACACGAUAUUCUUAAAGACUUAGGAGCUACUAGUGUAGAUAUUAAAGCAGAUUUAAGAGUUGCGGUAAAUUUUGUGGAAAGACUGAAAGAGAUUGCUACAGAGCACAACAACAAAACCUUGGCUUACAACAGCGACGAGAGAAGGAAUAUAACGUUGCGCAAUCUUAAGCACAAUUUAAUUAAAAUUGAUUGGCUGGAGUUUCUACGAAAAUACACUGAAGUUGACUUAAAACCUACUGACCAAGUGGUAUUUGAUCUAGAUGGAUAUCUGACUAGUCUUUACUAUUUGUUUCAUCGUACACCCAAAAGGGUUCAAGCAAACUACAUAGCAUGGAUCUUGCUCUCCACUAACAUUAAUUAUUUAUCGAAAAAAAUACGUGACAAGUAUGAGCAAAUUACAAAAUUGCUGGAGGAGGAAAAGACGGCUGAAACACGGGAUGAAUUAUGUUACAAGAUCAGUAAGAGCUUGUUUAGAAAUACCGCCGAUGCAGAAUACGUCCGAAGAUACACACCACCACAGAAGAAAAAACAAAUACAAACCAUGAUUGACUAUGUAAAAUCCGCCAUGGAGGAAUAUAUAGAUCGAUCUGAAUGGAUGGACGACAAAAGCCGAGAAAACGCAAUAAAGCGUUUACAAAAUAUUACCGCAGCUAUUGGUUGGCUUGAUGAAGCGUUUAAUGUUACUAAAAUAGAAGAAUUGACAGGGUUUGAUAAGGUUAAACAUCUUCCAAACGAAAAUGUAACUGCCAUUGAUCUAGCACGAAUGGCUCUGAAGGUGACUUUGGAUAGGGUGUUUCGUAAUAUUAACACGAAAGAUGCCCUCAUUCAUUUUCGAGGACCAGAGAUGUCAGUCAAUGCGUAUUAUUUACGUUUAUUUAACAUUUUAAUUCUACCAGCAUCGAUCCUUCAAGACAAUAUUUUCGACGGCAAUCGUCCAACUUACAUGAAUUUCGGUGCUUUAGGCACAAUCAUCGGCCACGAGAUCACCCACGGAUUCAGUCUUUAUUAUAAUUUAGAAGGAUACGAAGAAGAAGAUUUAUGGACCAAUGCUACCAUCGAAAAACGAACUGAAAUAACACAGUGCGUCGAUGACGAGUAUAAUAUUUUCGAAAUAGCACACGGGAAAAAUAAGACCAACCAUACCAGCGGCGAAGAAAAUAUAGCGGAUUUCAAUGCAGUCAACAUCGCGUACUCAGCAUACCAAAACUGGGUGCAGUAUAACGGUCGAGAAUCCACUCUUCCAGGUAUAAAUUAUACCCCCAACCAACUAUUCUGGAUAAUGAGCAGCACGUACAUGUGCUUCCAACCCAAGUUGUCAGAAAAGGACACGUUUGUCGGAAAAAGUAAACACCAUGGUAUUCCCGAGUUUAGAGUGGUGGGAGGGAUACGGCAUUCACCGUAUUUUGCCAACGACUUCAAUUGUCCUGUGGGUUCUUAUAUGAAUCCAAAAGACAAAUGUAAAAUAUUUGGAGAUUAA
Molecule: messenger RNA, 2148 nt
Organism: Diabrotica balteata
Lineage: Eukaryota; Metazoa; Arthropoda; Insecta; Coleoptera; Chrysomelidae
Source: the annotation of a GenBank genome assembly